AUGUCUGAUGAUGAUCUUUUCGAUUUAGUAUUUGAUGAUGAUGAUGAUGGUGGUGGUGGUGGUGGUGGUGGUGGCAAUGGUGGAAACAAUAUUGUUAAUCAACAUAAAACACAAUCAUCUGCAGCUGCUGUAAAGGCCCCUGCUUCAAGUCUUUUAAAUCACAAUCAACAUAAAUCACCAAUCCCUCCACAACAACAACAAAAAGAAAGAAUAUCUACUUUAUUGAUAAACAAAAAGAAUCAAUCAACAACCAUCCAACAAUCAACAACACCAACAACAAAUACCACUGAAAUUCAAAAGAGACAACAACAACAACAAAGUCAACAAGAAUACAGCCAAUAUACUAGUGAUGAAAUUCAAAACUUUCAACUCACGCAGCACUUGGAACGAAGGCAAGACCCAAUUGUCCCAAAGGUAGGGCUUAACCAAUCUAUCAAAAAUAAUAAUAAUAAUAAUAACAAUAAUAAUAACUCCAAUGUUCGAAACUCCAAUCAACAACAACCUCCACAACCCCUACAACAACAACAACAACAACAACAACAACAACAACAACAACAACAACAACAAAGACACCAACAACAAAGACAACAACAACAAUCACAAUCAGUUGAAGGGCCAUCAAUUGAAGAAAUAUCAGAUGAAGAUAGCAAUACAGACAAUUAUGAAUUAAAUAGCAAGAAACGACAAAAGAAUAAUAUCGGCAACAAAUAUUUGAAUCAAAACUCUUCUUUUUCUUCUACUUCUACUUCUUCAACUUCAUCAUUUUCUACAACCAAAGACACUGAACAAUAUGAUUUUAUUCCAUAUCAGCCACCUCCAAGGCAACAACCACAACUACUUCGAAAGAUACCAGGUCCAGCAGGAGACCUCCCUCCAUUCCCCGACGAUCAAUCUGGAGGAUCUCAAGCAUUAAAUGUUUUUAUGAGCAAGCUUAUUGGAAAUCAAUCGAUGCACAACUCACGCGAUUAUGUGCCCAAGGCUGAUUUUAGUGUUGGAUGUUGGCCAAGCAUGUUGAAACAUGGCGGAUUCCCUCCAUUCAAAUUAUUCAACCAAAACUAUAAUACUCAACCCAACAACAACAACAACAACGAUGGCACAUCUACUACUACCACGACUACGUGGGGUGACUCAAAACCUCUAAAAUAUAAUAUUGGCCUUAUACUUCGGGAGAGAUACUGUAAAAAAGUAUCGAGGCUAGUGGUUUUAAUUCGAUCGCUUGUGGCAACAGAUUCAGACUAUCAAUUGACGGUAGCCGAUCCAAGCGGAGAAAUUAGAGCAAUUAUUCAAAAAAGUGUAAUCAGUGAACACUACCCGGAAAUGGCUGCCGGUUGGAUUCUCGUUCUCAAAAAAGUCUCUAUAUUUGCUCUCUCUCCAACAUCACACUAUAUCAAUAUUGUAUUGCAAAAUAUAGAUUUUAUUUAUUCCCCAAACGACGAUGGCAUCGAUGAAGCAAUAGACCAGUUCAAACAGCUGGUUGGUAAUAAUACCUAUGACUAUACAUCAAUAUACAAUUUGGCGAGUUCAUCAUCCACAUCAACAACAACAAAACCAACACCAAGAAAAUUAUCGAAAAUGGCUACACCAAAUAAUAAUAAUAAUAAUAAUAAUAACAAACCCUCUGUUCCAACAAAGAAGAUUAUCAACAACAAAACCACAAAGACCUCGGCAAAUCAACCUAAAAUGCAACCACCUGUGGCUUCAAUGAAGGCCAAACCAACUGCAACAAAUUAUUCACAAGGUCCUAAUGAUAGUAAUAUCCCGCAACAACCUAUAUCUCCUAAACCAAAAAUAAUUAUACCUUCACCUCCAAACUAUUUUGUUAGUUCAACACAACAACAACAUCCACAACAACAAAAUCAACAACAAAAUCAACAACAAAAUCAACAACAAAGACAACCACCUCAACAACAAAGACAACCACAACCACCUCCACAACAACAACAACAACAACAACAAAGGCAACCACUUCAAUCACCUCAACAACCUCAACAACCUCAACAACCUCAACAACCUCAACAACAAAGACAACAACAACAACAACAACAACAACAACAACAACAACAACAACAACAACAACAAUAUGACGAUGACUUUUCUGAUGAUUUAUUUGAUUUUGAUGACAUCCCAUCACAAACCCCAUUUCCAGGCGAGAACCAACCCCAAAGUACUUUGGGAUCACAACAACCACCUCCACAACAACCAACAAAAUCCCUUUUAAAACCAAUUAGUCUCUCGUUAUCCAAGAAACCUGCUAUGGGAUCCAUACCAAAUUACACAAAAAAGUAA
Molecule: messenger RNA, 2286 nt
Organism: Cavenderia fasciculata
Lineage: Eukaryota; Evosea; Eumycetozoa; Acytosteliales; Cavenderiaceae
Exons: 2
Coding region: 1-2286 (761 amino acids)
Biological process (GO): recombinational repair
Source: RefSeq, a predicted model, not a curated record